Callithrix jacchus (white-tufted-ear marmoset) is the source of this 2249-nucleotide messenger RNA. RefSeq names its product histone deacetylase 1 (gene HDAC1). Gene Ontology annotation, molecular function: histone deacetylase activity. NCBI's taxonomy places the organism in Eukaryota, Metazoa, Chordata, Mammalia, Primates, Cebidae. The record is from RefSeq and is a predicted model, not a curated record. Gene Ontology annotation, cellular component: NuRD complex. Gene Ontology annotation, biological process: heterochromatin formation.
GUCUAUAGGUGAGCCCAGGAGGGGACGGGCGGGGCGGGCCGGAGACCCGCCCCCUCCCCCCUGGGUCGGACGCUGAGCGGAGCCGCGGGCGGGAGGGCUGACGGACCGACUGACGGGAGGGACGGGAGGCGAGCAAGAUGGCGCAGACGCAGGGCACCCGGAGGAAAGUCUGUUACUACUACGACGAGACAGGGUUUCACCAUGUUGGACAGGCUAGUUUUGAACUCCUGAUCUCAAGUGAUCCACCGGCCUUGGCCUCCCAAAGAGCUGGGAUUACAGGGGAUGUUGGAAAUUACUAUUAUGGACAAGGCCACCCAAUGAAGCCUCACCGAAUCCGCAUGACUCAUAAUUUGCUGCUCAACUAUGGUCUCUACCGAAAAAUGGAAAUCUAUCGCCCUCACAAAGCCAAUGCUGAGGAGAUGACCAAGUACCACAGCGAUGACUACAUUAAAUUCUUGCGCUCCAUCCGUCCAGAUAACAUGUCCGAGUACAGCAAGCAGAUGCAGAGAUUCAACGUUGGUGAGGACUGUCCAGUAUUCGAUGGCCUGUUUGAGUUCUGUCAGUUGUCUACUGGUGGUUCUGUGGCAAGUGCUGUGAAACUUAAUAAGCAGCAGACGGACAUCGCUGUGAAUUGGGCUGGGGGCCUGCACCAUGCAAAGAAGUCCGAGGCAUCUGGCUUCUGUUACGUCAAUGAUAUUGUCUUGGCCAUCCUGGAACUGCUAAAGUAUCACCAGAGGGUGCUCUAUAUUGACAUUGAUAUUCACCAUGGCGACGGUGUGGAAGAGGCCUUCUAUACUACAGACCGGGUCAUGACUGUGUCCUUUCAUAAGUAUGGAGAGUACUUCCCAGGAACUGGGGACCUACGGGAUAUCGGGGCUGGCAAAGGCAAGUAUUAUGCUGUUAACUACCCGCUCCGAGAUGGGAUUGAUGACGAGUCCUAUGAGGCCAUUUUCAAGCCGGUCAUGUCCAAAGUAAUGGAGAUGUUCCAGCCUAGUGCCGUGGUCUUACAGUGUGGCUCAGACUCCCUAUCUGGGGAUCGGUUAGGUUGCUUCAAUCUGACCAUCAAAGGGCACGCCAAGUGUGUGGAAUUUGUCAAGAGCUUUAACCUGCCUAUGCUGAUGCUGGGAGGAGGUGGUUACACCAUUCGUAAUGUCGCCCGAUGCUGGACGUACGAGACAGCUGUGGCCCUGGAUACGGAGAUCCCUAAUGAGCUUCCAUACAACGACUACUUCGAAUACUUUGGACCAGAUUUCAAGCUCCACAUCAGUCCUUCCAAUAUGACUAACCAGAACACGAAUGAGUACUUGGAGAAGAUCAAACAGCGACUGUUUGAGAACCUGAGGAUGCUGCCGCAUGCACCUGGGGUCCAAAUGCAGGCGAUUCCUGAGGACGCCAUCCCUGAGGAGAGUGGUGAUGAAGACGAAGAAGACCCUGACAAGCGCAUCUCGAUCUGCUCCUCUGACAAACGAAUUGCCUGUGAGGAAGAGUUCUCAGACUCUGAAGAGGAGGGAGAGGGGGGCCGCAAGAACUCUUCCAACUUCAAAAAAGCCAAGAGAGUCAAAACAGAGGAUGAAAAAGAGAAAGAGCCAGAGGAGAAGAAAGAAGUCACAGAAGAGGAGAAAACCAAGGAGGAGAAGCCAGAAGCCAAAGGGGUCAAAGAGGAGGUCAAGUUGGCCUAAGCAGACCUCUCCAGCUUUGGCUUCCUGCCGAGUCCCUCACCUUUCUCCUCUAACCCCUCAGAUUUUAUAUUUUCUAUUUCUCUGUGUAUUUAUAUAAAAAUUUAUUAAAUAUAAAUAUCCCCAGGGACAGAAACCAAGGCUCUGAGCCCAGGGCAGCUGUACUGGGUGAGCUUUCAGGAGUUGCCUUGCCACCCAUCUUAACUUUGAACCACAAAGGGUGCCAGGUCUAAGUGAAAGGGAUACUUUUAUGCAACCAUAAGACAAAAUCCUGAAAUGCCAAGUGCCUGCUUAGUAGCUUUGGAAAGGCGCCCUUAUUGAACAUUAUAGAAGGGGUGGCUGGGUUUUCAAGGAUCUCCUGUUCUCUUCAGGCUCCUAAGGUAACAUCAGCCAUUUUUAGAUUGGUUCUGUUUUCAUACCUUCCCACUGGCCUCAAGUGAGCCAAGAAAGUCGCACUGCCUGCCCUCUGUCUUCCCCUAAUUCUGCAGGUGGAGGAGGUAGUCUAGUUUUCCUUUUUGAGAUACUAUUUUCAUUUUUGUGAGCCUCUUUGUAAUAAAAUGGUACAUUUCUAUA